UUUCAGAGAGCGUUCCUUAGUCGGUAUUCCUGACGAGGCCACUUUUAUGAGGCGCGAAGAACCCUUAGUGUGUGAAAAAGAGUCUGACUGAAGCUGCUGUCUUUGGGAGCAAUGAGUUUAAAAUCCUUCACCUACCCAUUUCCAGAGACGAGGUUUUUUCAUGCAGGAUCCAAUGUGUAUAAAUUCAAAAUCAGAUAUGGCAACAGCAUCAGAGGAGAAGAUAUUGAAAAUAAGGAAGUCAUCUUCCAGGAGCUGGAGGUCCUAGCUAAGAGGAAAGCUGCAGAAGCCAUGAUGAGGAAACGAAAACAUACGGAAGUGCCCAACUGCCCCAGCAGGUUGGAGCUGGACAGGGCCAAGAUGGGGACUUUCAGCCAAAGCCCCAGCAAAAAGAAGCCCCCUAUGGAAACUGCGAGGAACGGGGAAAGAAAAACCCAGCAGGAAUGUGAGGAGCCCCCAGCGUUUGAUAUCACUGAUGUCCAGGAACAGGAUUCUAAGUGGGAGGACAGCCUAGCAGGGCAGGUUAUCCCUCCACUGCAGCAGAACAGUCCACCUCCACCUAAAGGACCCACAGAGCUGGGAACCAGGGGCUUCUUUGGCUUUCUAAGCUCUCUCUUCCCGUUUCGGUAUUUAUUCAGAAGGAGCAGCCAGUGAGCCUUCCAAAAGCAGUGGUGGGAAGAGUGUUGUCUCACAGUGA
Hipposideros armiger (great roundleaf bat) is the source of this 694-nucleotide messenger RNA. It is a transcript of the gene MAJIN, whose product is annotated as membrane anchored junction protein. The coding region runs from base 112 to 651 and encodes 179 amino acids. The record is from RefSeq and is a predicted model, not a curated record. Gene Ontology annotation, molecular function: DNA binding. Gene Ontology annotation, cellular component: nuclear inner membrane. The transcript is spliced from 8 exons. Lineage: Eukaryota; Metazoa; Chordata; Mammalia; Chiroptera; Hipposideridae. Gene Ontology annotation, biological process: homologous chromosome pairing at meiosis; meiotic attachment of telomere to nuclear envelope.